UUGCUGAAAGCGUCGGCUGGUAGCGGUGUUGGUGUGCAGUGUUUAAUAAUAUCAUCGUUUCAAGCUAAGCAGUUUUCGUGACUUCCCAUCUAAGCACAGCAAGAACCAAAACUGAAUUUCCAAGUCUGAAACUCAAGAUGUCCCAGCAGCAGAUCAGCCUUCCUGCCAAGCUCAUCAAUGGUGGCAUUGCUGGGAUUGUAGGGGUAACCUGUGUGUUCCCCAUUGACUUGGCCAAGACACGGCUACAGAACCAGAGGAGUGGCCAGCAGGUCUACAAGAGCAUGAUGGAUUGCCUUGUCAAAACGGUCCGAUCUGAAGGUUUCUUUGGCAUGUAUAGAGGUGCUGCAGUCAAUCUGACCUUGGUCACCCCUGAGAAGGCAAUCAAACUUGCUGCUAAUGACUUUUUUCGUCACUACCUCAGCAAAGAUGGGAAGGCCCUGACUGUGUUCAAGGAAAUGCUGGCUGGGUGUGGAGCUGGUAUGUGCCAGGUAGUCAUCACCACUCCUAUGGAGAUGCUUAAAAUCCAGCUCCAAGAUGCAGGGAGGCUAGCUGCUCAACAGAGGAUUCCAGCUGGUGUAGCGUGUGCCAAGUUAUCUGGCACCAGUGCAGUUCUGAGCCGGUCCUACACUGCAGGGCUGGCACCGCCAGUCCGCACUGUGUCAGCCACACGCAUUGCCCAAGAGCUGCUCCGCACCCAGGGAAUUCGGGGCCUGUACAGAGGGCUAGGUGCCACGCUCAUGAGAGAUGUGCCCUUCUCUAUUGUCUACUUCCCACUGUUCGCGAAUUUCAACCGUUUAAGGCAGCCCUCCCCUUCGGAGAAAUCCCCCUUUUACUGGUCUUUUAUCGCCGGCUGUGUGGCUGGCUCCACGGCUGCUGUUGCAGUCAACCCUUGUGAUGUGGUGAAAACACGGUUGCAGUCUUUGAGCAAAGGAGCAAAUGAGGAAACCUACAAUGGUGUAGCAGACUGCAUAAGCAAGAUCCUGAAGAAGGAAGGACCAUCUGCCUUUCUGAAGGGUGCAGGCUGCAGGGCCCUGGUCAUUGCCCCCCUGUUUGGCAUUGCCCAGGUCAUGUACUUUGUUGGGGUGGGCGAAUUGAUUCUGGAUUAUGUCCCCUUCAGCCUUUACUCUGCAUAGACUAAGCCACAUCUCCUCAGCUCUCCACCUGACUCUGGUAAACUUAGCUCUGCUGGAUUGGGCUGUGAAGGGAACUGCAGGAGCUACAGACCACCCUUUGUACACCGAUGUGCAUCAGGUCAUCUCAGCUGUGGGAGCACAGGGUUUUGGGAACCAUGUCAAACUUUUCUACCCUCAGGACAUGAAAAUAGGUUGCCUUGAAUAAUGUGUGCUUAUCAACAUGGUUUUUGAGGAGCAGUUGGCAAUGAAAUGUUGAAGCUCCCUCCUACCAGGGUAAAGGAAGGCUUCCAGAUUUUUCCCUCAAUGAGGGAGGGAGAUGUAAAAUACUUAACACCUCACCAGAAUUGCUGAGGACCUUGUGAUAAUUUUGUCAGCACUGUGCCAUGGCAGUACGCUGUACAGUUCACAUACAGAAAGUAGAACUGUACCUUUUCAUGGAGUGAUUUUUUUUGAGAUGUUAAAUCUUUUUCCAGUGUCAAAUAUAUUUAUAGCUAUGUAUUUGCUGUUAAGUCAGUCUUCCAGCUGGUAAAUUACAAAAAAAAGAGCCAAAGACUGAAUAGUCCUUUUUUUUUUUUUUGUCACCAAGGUUGUAGGUGUGUAUUAUCAGGUAUGGGAGUAUAGUGUUCUUAAGAGGGCCCAAAUUGUUAAAUUGCAUUUAGCUGUCAAAAUUUUUAUAGUCCUAUAAGAAAGGACCAAGUAGAGAUUAGGGCAGUGUGUUAGUAUGUAUCCAGAGUAUUCUAUCCAUACAAUUCAUAACUUUGAGAUGUCAUUUAAUACAGUGUUGUAGUUACAUGUAUUGUUUCAAAGAUGGAAUGAUGGGAAACAUGCUUUCUGUGCAUCUUGAAUUGAUGCGUAUCAUGCUUGUGAAGUAUACAUGUCAGUGAAAUUUGAGUUACUUAUACAAAGCACAGCAGAAAGUUUUCCAGUUUUUGAAAUGUUAACUGCGUUCUGAAUUUUGUACAUGCAGUUUGUUUUGGUAUUGCAGUGUUAUCUUAACUGUCCACAGUGGAUUAACAAGCACUCUGCAAUGAAAUUUCAGCUGAUACAAGAUCUGAACAAAAUGUUUCUGAGAAACGUUCCUGUAAAA
Scleropages formosus (Asian bonytongue) is the source of this 2220-nucleotide messenger RNA. Its product is annotated as mitochondrial glutamate carrier 1-like. Gene Ontology annotation, molecular function: L-aspartate transmembrane transporter activity; L-glutamate transmembrane transporter activity. NCBI's taxonomy places the organism in Eukaryota, Metazoa, Chordata, Actinopteri, Osteoglossiformes, Osteoglossidae. The transcript is spliced from 10 exons. The record is from RefSeq and is a predicted model, not a curated record. Gene Ontology annotation, biological process: L-glutamate transmembrane transport; malate-aspartate shuttle; aspartate transmembrane transport. The coding region runs from base 138 to 1133 and encodes 331 amino acids.